AUGAACCUGACCAACAACAAAGUGGAAGUUCAAGAAGAACAGAAUAUUGUUGACCAAGAGGAAGAAGUUAUUUUACUGGUUGGGGAAGAGCUGAUCUCCGUCUUCAGGGUUGCACUACCAGUGGCCCUAACCACACUGAUGAUCCACUCCAAAAGCAUCAUAUCGAUGCUGUUUUUGGGCCGAAUGGGCAAAAUUGAACUGGCCGGCGGGUCCUUAGCGAUUGGGUUUGCAAACGUAACUGGCUUCUCAGUAAUUAAAGGGCUGUGCAUGGGAAUGGAGCCCAUUUGUUCCCAAGCCUUCGGAGCCAAAAGACUGUCAGUGCUCACCCAUACGUACAUCAAAAUGUUCCUGCUCCUCUUCCUCAUUUCCAUACCCGUAACCUUCCUGUGGCUGAACGUCGAGCCCGUUCUCCUGAAAUUGGGCCAAGACCCAAUCAUACUGAAAGUAGCCCGGGCCUACUUAAUCUAUUCCAUCCCGGAUCUGAUAGCCCAUGCCCAUGUCACCCCGCUCCGCUCCUUCCUGCGGACUCAGGGACUCAACUCACCCGCCACCCUGGUGGCGAUGUGCUCCACCGCCAUGCACCUCCCUCUGACGUAUCUUCUCGUCACCCAUUUCAAGUUAAACGUGAAGGGACUGGCGCUGGCUUCCUCCUUGUACACAAUCAACAUGAAUGUGGGGCUGUUGGUGUACCUGUUUUUUUCCAAAACCGCAAUUAAGCCCUGGAUGAAUAAUGCUGCUUCCGGGCCGUCGUCGUCCUUCCUGUCCGCCCUCCAUGGUUGGGGCCCGCUUCUGUCCUUAGCAUUCCCGAGCUUGUUCUCAGUGUGCCUGGAAUGGUGGUGGUACGAAAUCAUCCUUUUCAUGAGCGGGCUUUUGGCGAACCCGGAAGCUUGCGUGGCGGCUAUGGGAAUCCUGAUCCAAACCACCGGGAUUAUCUACGUGUUUCCUUACUCCCUAUCCCUGAGUAUCUCCCAACGGGUGGGCCACGAGUUGGGUUCGGGGCAGCAUUCCAGGGCCAGAUUUGCGGCCCUGGUCGGGGUCUGCAUCGGUUUUGUGUACGGGACGCUGGCAUUUGGGCUCACCUUGUGCGUGCGAUCCCUGUGGGGAAAGUUCUACACGAGCGACCCCCAGGUGCUGCACAUGAUUUCCGGGGUGCUUCCCAUCCUGGGCCUAGCCGAGGUUGGGAAUUCGUCCCAGACCGCGGCGUGUGGGGCGCUGACGGGCUCGGCUCGGCCCAAGGUGGGGGUUCGCAUAAACCUGGCGGCAUUUUAUUUGGUGGGGAUACCUUGCUCCGCCUUGUUGGCCUUUAAGCUCCAUGUUGGUUUCCAGGGCUUGUGGCUUGGCCUCAUUGCAUCUCAGGCGGCUUGUUUGGGGAUGAUGAUUUAUACUUUGUAUCAAACGGAUUGGAAAUAUCAGGCCAAGAGGGCGGAUGACUUGACCUCGGUCGCCACCGGUGAUAAGGACGACGACGGCGGUGGUGACGGCGGAACAAAUCUCAUUCCCUGA
This is a messenger RNA of Oldenlandia corymbosa var. corymbosa, 1503 nucleotides long. Lineage: Eukaryota; Viridiplantae; Streptophyta; Magnoliopsida; Gentianales; Rubiaceae. The record is from the annotation of a GenBank genome assembly.